This is a messenger RNA of Megalops cyprinoides (Indo-Pacific tarpon), 3102 nucleotides long. Its product is annotated as glutamate receptor 3-like. Gene Ontology annotation, cellular component: plasma membrane; postsynaptic membrane; AMPA glutamate receptor complex. Gene Ontology annotation, biological process: synaptic transmission, glutamatergic; monoatomic ion transport; modulation of chemical synaptic transmission. Gene Ontology annotation, molecular function: transmitter-gated monoatomic ion channel activity involved in regulation of postsynaptic membrane potential; AMPA glutamate receptor activity. The transcript is spliced from 15 exons. Lineage: Eukaryota; Metazoa; Chordata; Actinopteri; Elopiformes; Megalopidae. The coding region runs from base 267 to 2924 and encodes 885 amino acids. The record is from RefSeq and is a predicted model, not a curated record.
GAGGUUGAUCUAAUUUAAUGCAGGAUGAAGUUUGAUCAAUAAUCCCGUGCUGUCCCAACUGGAAGUGCCUUAUUCAUAAUCAGUUACGAUACGUUCUCCAGAACCAUCUUUGGUGUAAGUCCAUGCAUUUUCCAACGUCCGAAUUUUUGCUGUACCAUCCAUCUUGCACCGUGAGACAACAAUAUACAUCUGGGAGGUUUUCAUGCUGUGUACAGGUUUUCUAUGAUCAAUUUCGUUUAAGGAAUUGAAUUUCAGGGUUGCAGAAAAUGGGGCAUGGCGUGGUACAGAGUGUUCUUCUCUUGUGGAUUUUUGGUAAAUCUCUUGCAGGUUUUCCAAACCAGAUAAACAUUGGGGGCCUUUUUGUGCGAUCUACGGUACAGGAGCACAGCGCUUUUCGAUUCGCCGUGCAGCUGUACAAUACCAAUCAAAAUGUUACUGAGAAACCUUUUCAAUUGAACUACAACGUAGAUAACCUCGAGUCCUCCAACAGCUUUUCUGUUACUCAUGCAUUCUGUUCCCAGUUCUCCAGAGGAGUGUAUGCCAUCUUUGGCUUCUAUGACAAGAAGUCCAUGAACACCCUGACUUCCUUCUGUGGAGCCCUCCACACCUCCUUCAUCACACCCAGCUACCCCAUUGAUGCUGACGUGCAGUUCGUUAUCCAGAUGCGGCCAACCCUUCAGGGCGCUGUCCUGAGUCUCCUUGCCCACUACAAGUGGGAGAAAUUUGUCUACCUCUAUGACACACAGAGAGGAUUUUCAAUACUUCAAGCCAUCAUGGAGUCAGCAGUGGCCAACAACUGGCAGGUGACUGCACGAUCAGUUGGGAGCAUCACAGACCCUCAAGAAUACAGGCGCAUCAUUGAGGAGAUGGACAGGAGGCAGGAGAAGCGAUUUCUGAUCGACUGUGAAGUGGAAAGGAUUAAUGCCAUUCUGGAACAGGUUGUGACCCUUGGGAAGAAUAGCCGGGGCUAUCACUACAUCCUUGCAAAUCUGGGCUUCUCAAAUGUGAGCCUUGACAAAGUCUUCCUUGGUGGAGCUAACAUCACCGGAUUUCAGAUUAUCAACCCUGAAAGUCCAAUUGUGCAGCAAUUUCUUCAACGCUGGGACCGGUUGGAUGAGAGGGAAUUCCCAGAAGCAAGAAACACACCAUUGAAGUACACGUCUGCACUGACCCAUGAUGCCAUCUUAGUGAUUACAGAGGCCUUUCGAUACCUGCGCAGGCAGAGAGUGGAUGUGUCACGAAGAGGCAGUGCUGGCGACUGCUUGGCUAACCCUGCCAUACCAUGGAGUCAAGGCAUUGACAUUGAAAGAGCACUCAAAAUGGUACGAGUACAAGGUAUGACUGGAAAUAUCCAGUUUGACACCUAUGGUCGAAGAUCUAACUACACUAUUGAUGUGUAUGAGAUGAAGCCAGGUGGGACACGAAAGAUUGGGUAUUGGAACGAAUAUGAAGGAUUUGUAUAUAUUAUGGAUCAGCAGGUCACCAACGGAUCAUCAACAGUGGAAAACCGAACAAUUGUGGUCACUACUAUUAUGGAAGCACCAUAUGUGAUGUACAAGAAAAACUACAUGCAUCUGGAGGGGAAUGAGAGAUAUGAAGGCUACUGUGUCGAUUUGGCUUCUGAAAUUGCAAAACAUGUGGGGAUAAAAUACAAACUAUCUAUUGUAACGGAUGGGAAGUAUGGUGCCAGGGACCCUGAGACCAAGACAUGGAAUGGGAUGGUGGGUGAACUUGUAUACGGGAGAGCUGAUAUAGCCGUUGCCCCUUUAACUAUAACGCUGGUUCGGGAAGAGGUGAUUGACUUUUCUAAGCCCUUUAUGAGCUUGGGGAUUUCUAUUAUGAUUAAGAAGCCUCAAAAGUCCAAACCUGGAGUGUUUUCUUUCCUGGACCCCUUGGCCUACGAAAUUUGGAUGUGUAUAGUGUUUGCCUAUAUUGGGGUCAGUGUGGUCCUCUUCCUGGUCAGUCGCUUCAGCCCCUAUGAGUGGCAUCUGGAUGACAAUGAUGAAGCUAAAGACCCACAGACUCCUCCGGACCCACCCAACGACUUUGGAAUUUUUAAUAGCCUGUGGUUCUCCCUGGGGGCCUUUAUGCAGCAAGGAUGCGAUAUUUCACCAAGGUCAUUGUCAGGCAGAAUUGUGGGAGGUGUGUGGUGGUUCUUCACACUCAUCAUCAUAUCUUCUUACACGGCAAACCUGGCUGCUUUCCUUACAGUGGAGAGGAUGGUCUCUCCUAUUGAGAGUGCAGAAGAUCUCGCCAAGCAAACAGAGAUUGCCUAUGGGACCUUGGACUCAGGCUCCACUAAAGAGUUUUUUAGACGUUCCAAAAUAGCAGUGUAUGAAAAAAUGUGGUCAUACAUGAAAUCUGCAGAACCCUCUGUGUUUGCCAAGACAACACCUGAUGGGGUUGCCCGGGUACGAAAGUCAAAGGGCAAGUUUGCCUUCCUACUUGAAUCCACCAUGAAUGAGUACAUUGAACAGCGGAAGCCAUGUGAUACGAUGAAAGUCGGCGGAAAUCUCGACUCAAAGGGUUAUGGCGUGGCGACCCCCAAGGGCUCAGCAUUAAGAAAUGCUGUUAACCUGGCAGUUUUAAAACUGAACGAGCAGGGCCUCUUGGACAAAUUGAAAAACAAAUGGUGGUACGACAAGGGAGAGUGCGGCAGCGGGGGAGGUGACUCUAAGGACAAGACAAGCGCUCUGAGCCUGAGCAAUGUAGCAGGAGUCUUCUAUAUUCUUGUUGGAGGGCUGGGCCUGGCAAUGACAGUGGCUUUGAUAGAGUUCUGUUACAAGUCACGGGCUGAAACCAAAAGACUGAAGCUUGAAAAGAAUGCACAAAACCUUAAGUCAGCUUCUCCAGCAAAUCCCCAGAAUUUUGCCACAUACCGAGAAGGCUACAAUGUCUAUGGAACAGAGACUGUUAAAAUCUAGAGGUACAUUCCACCACUAGACUUUGAAGCUCACUUUAUUUCUGUUGUUUGGUUACUUCAUUUAGCAUACCAGAUCCUGCUUUUGCAAUGUGAUAGUUAUGUGACAUUCAGUGUGUAAUCUACACUAUAUGGACAAAAGUAUUUGGCCACACCUGUUUUCAGGGUUUGGGCUAGGCCCC